UUCGCGCGCGCUCGACGCUUUCCGGCGCUCCCCGAUAGCGAGUCGUGCCGCAGUUUCGUCCUUGCUCGCGUUGUUGUUGUCUGCGGUGACGCGGCGGAGGUGUACCCUGACGCGGGCUCUUACGUGUCGGACUGAAUAAAAAGUGGAGCUCCGGAGGCCCGGGAGUGACGCGAGAACAGAGAGAGCGAGUAAGCGAGUCCGUGACCGGGCAGGCCGUGCUAACCGAGUCCACCUCGUUUUCUCACUGCGACUUUUCUAAAUGACCAUGGACGCAGGAGCAGAUGUGCAGCAGGGCAGCGAGACAGCUGUCUCUGAGACAGACACGCAGCAGAUUGCCACCCUGGCGCAGCAGGUUUCCAUGGCAGCCGGCCAGGCCUCAGCCACCGGGCCCACCGUCACACUGGUGCAGCUGCCUAACGGUCAGACGGUGCAGGUUCAUGGUGUGAUCCAGGCAGCGCAGCCGUCUGUCAUCCAGUCUCCCCAGGUCCAAGCCGUACAGAUCUCCACCAUUGCUGAGAGUGAGGACUCGCAGGAGUCAGUGGACAGUGUGACAGACACUCAGAAAAGGAGAGAGAUCCUCUCCAGGCGGCCCUCAUACAGAAAAAUCUUGAACGAUCUCUCAUCAGACACUCCAGCCGUGCCUCGGAUAGAGGAGGAGAAAAACGAGGAGGAAUCGGCCCCAGCCAUAACUACAGUCACAGUGCCCACCCCCAUUUACCAAACCAGCAGUGGACAAUACAUUGCCAUCACGCAAGGCGGAGCCAUCCAGCUGGCCAAUAACGGCACAGACGGCGUUCAGGGCCUGCAGACUCUGACGAUGACUAACACAGCAGGGGCCCAGUCAGGCGCCACCAUCCUGCAGUACGCUCAGACCAGCGACGGCCAGCAGAUCCUGGUGCCCAGUAACCAGGUGGUGGUGCAGGCUGCAUCUGGCGAUGUGCAGGCGUAUCAGAUCCGCACGGCAUCGUCAGGCACCAUCGCUCCCGGAGUGGUGAUGGCGCCGGGUCAGGGAGGUGCCGAGGAGGCCACGCGCAAGAGAGAGGUCCGCCUCAUGAAGAACAGGGAGGCAGCGCGAGAGUGUCGUCGCAAGAAGAAGGAAUAUGUGAAGUGUCUGGAGAAUCGUGUGGCUGUGCUGGAAAACCAGAACAAAACCCUCAUCGAGGAGCUGAAAGCACUUAAGGACUUGUACUGUCACAAAUCGGAAUAACACUCGCACACGCAUGCACACACACACACACACACACACACAUAUUGCGCUUUUCCCCAGGUCCUACUGAGGCAGUGACUCUUCCCCGUUACAUAGGCACCUGGGCAGCAGUCUUUUCUUUUUCUAUCUGUCUCUUUUUUUUUGUUUUGUUUUGUUUUUGUGUGUUUUUUUUUUUUUUUUUUUUUUAAAGAUAUUGGCCUAUAAGAAAUGAGAAAACCCGAACUCCUAAAAUCUAAUGCCUUUAUUGUCUUCUGUAUAAAAAAAAAAUCCAACCUUUUAAAAGAGUGUCUCGUGAGACGUAAAACUCCAAAGCGGCCCGACAGAUGUGUUACGAGGUAUCGCAGAUGCAAAAACAGGGCUGAUUUCAUCUCAAGUCCUUCACCGUGAUUGCGAUUUCAUUCGGAGAAAUCCCACGAUGCACCGGUGUUGGAUGGCCACGCCUCCUUUCAAUCACGCUGACUUUUUGGGAGACGGCGUUCGUCCGAUAUCACCAAGUGGGACUUCAGUGAAUUAACAAAUGAACUCGGAUUUGUUUGAAUUUCUAUGUGCUUCUGUUACUAACACAUGAACCCUAUUUUGAUAUGAAAAAUCUAUCGAAUAUGUAUGUAUAUGCUUCUAUUAUGGGUUGUUUUGCCAUUUAACCUGCGCCUUUGCCUCUUUCUUUCAGCUCCAGCUUCGUUGCAUUGUUUGUGUUAAAGGAAAUAGGACUUUCGAUCUAAAUCAGGAUAAAAGUGAUUAUUUCUGCAAUGUUCAAAAUACAGUUAAACGCUUUUCAGCAUAAGAGCUACACUUGUAAAAAACAUUUUUAUAGAACAUUAACACAUUUACGUAUUCAUAUCUGUUUUCAUUAUUGAGUUGAUUCUAUUAUUGAUUUAUUCUUUAUCCAUUUCAUAUAACGGGACCCAAUCCUGAAACACUUUGUGCUGGAAUUUUUUUUUUUUUGGCUCAUUUUACAACAGAAAAUUUUAUAUUAUAUAUAUAUAUAUAUAUAUAUAUAUAUAUAUAUAUAUAUAUAUAAAAUGACUGCUUGUACCUCUAUCUCGCGCUCGCUGCUGAGUUGAAAACCCAUGUUAUGCUUUUGUUUUCAAAUGUAGCCAUCUGCCAUCUGAAACAAUAUUAUAUGCAUCCUGUUUUUAAAUCUGCCUUUUUGCCAUUUUAUUUUCUGUAUACGUUGUAAUUUUAAUCAUGUGUUGCUUACACACAUGGAAUACAGUGCGGAAAUGCC
Messenger RNA from Pangasianodon hypophthalmus (striped catfish), 2432 nucleotides. RefSeq names its product cAMP responsive element binding protein 1a (gene creb1a). The coding region runs from base 260 to 1207 and encodes 315 amino acids. Gene Ontology annotation, molecular function: protein binding; cAMP response element binding; DNA-binding transcription factor activity, RNA polymerase II-specific. The record is from RefSeq and is a predicted model, not a curated record. Gene Ontology annotation, biological process: regulation of transcription by RNA polymerase II. Gene Ontology annotation, cellular component: nucleus; ATF4-CREB1 transcription factor complex. Lineage: Eukaryota; Metazoa; Chordata; Actinopteri; Siluriformes; Pangasiidae. The transcript is spliced from 8 exons.